Oncorhynchus mykiss (rainbow trout) is the source of this 2854-nucleotide messenger RNA. Lineage: Eukaryota; Metazoa; Chordata; Actinopteri; Salmoniformes; Salmonidae. The record is from RefSeq and is a predicted model, not a curated record.
AAGAAGAGGAGGAUGUUACUGUAAAAGAAGAAGAGGAUGUUACUGUAAAAGAAGAGGAGGAAGACACGUUCAGAGUGAAAGAGGAAGACGAUGUUACAGUAAAAGAAGAGGACGGGUCCGUUUUUGGAGUGAAAUUGGAGGAGGAGGAGAUGACUGUCACAUCGAAAAAGGAGGAAGAGGAGGAAACUGGAUUUCUGGGCCCGGUUCCCCAAAGCCAUCUUAAGGCAUCCAGUAUUGAUGAUGAAGUUAGCCGUGAGAUGCUUUUGAGAAACCGGGACCUGAUUAACACUAGAGAGAGACCUGACUAUUGUGGAUCCUCUGGGGAGCCUCAACAACAUCAUGAAGCUGACGAGGCAGAGAAGAGUCUCUCCACAUCAGAACAUCUCAAGAAACACCAACGGAAACCCACAGGGAAGAAAUCUCACCACUGCUCUGACUGCGGGAAGAGUUACUCAAGAUUAGAUUCACUAAAAGUACACCAGAGAAUUCACACAGGCGAUACAGCUCACUGCUCUGACUGUGGGAAGAGAUUCACCUCUUCAGCUGACCUAAAAAGACAUGAGAGAAUCCAUACAGGAGAAAAACCUUAUAGCUGUGAUCAAUGUGGGAAGAGAUUUACUCACUCAAGCUGCCUGAAGGUACACCAGAGAACACACACUGGAGAGAAACCUUAUAGCUGUGAUCAAUGUGAGAAGAGAUUUGUUACAUCUAGCCGUCUGACUAUACACCAGAGAACACACACAGGAGAGAAACCUUAUAGCUGUGAGCAAUGUGGGAAAAGUUUUAAUGUUCGAAGCGGCCUGAAAACACACCAGACAACACACACAGGGGAGAAAUCUUUUAGUUGCUCUGACUGCGGGAAGACCUUUUCAAAAUUAUAUACAUUACAGUUACACCGGACAAUUCACACUGGGGAGAAACUUUAUAGCUGUAAUCAAUGUAGGAAGAGUUUUAAUCACUCAAGCUUGCUGAAGGUACAUCAGAGAACACACACAGGAGAGACAUCUUUUAUAGCUGUGAUCAAUGUGGGAAGAGAUGUGUUACAUCUAGCAGUCUGACUAUACACCAGAGAACACACACAGGAGGCAUAUCGUACAGCUGUGAUCAAUGUGGGAAAAUACUUACAUCUAGCCAUCGGACUGUUCACCAGCGGACACACGAGAGAACCCUUGUAGCUGUAAUCAAUGUGGGAAGAGUUUUACUCGGCCAAACAUCCUGAUAUCACACCAGAGAACACAGGAGAGACACCUCGUAGCUGUGAUCGAUGUGGGAAGAGAGACGCUGGUAAAGUAUCUCUGAUUAAACAUCAGAGAAAAUGCAUAUAUGAAGGAGUUGUUUCAUGACAUCAAUACGAUGAUGUCACAAUGUAGAAUGUUUUAACAUUGUAGUAGGAGUAUUUUAAUGAUGUCACAAUGUAGAAUGUUUUAACAUUGUAGUAGGAUUAAUUUAAUGAUGUCAUAAUGUAGAAUGUUUUAACAUUGUAGUAGGAUUAAUUUAAUGAUGUCACAAUGUAGAAUGUUUUAACAUUGUAUUAGGAGUAUUUUGAUGAUGUCAUCAUGUAGAAUGUUUUAACAUUGUAGUAGGAUUAAUUUAAUGAUGUCACAAUGUAGAACCCUAAACGUUUGUCUCCUGUUCUAUUGAUUUCAACAUGAUAUCGAAAUGAGUGAUGACAAAAAAUGUGUUGCGUUUCUCUUCGUUUUGGGGACCCCUACAUUUAAAUGCAUCACUCCAAAAUGUAGCUGAUUGUCUUCUGCAGGUUGUCCUCUAACCAGUGAGGUAAAAUAUAUCUCCCAUUUCUAUGUUUUAAAUUUUUUUUUAUAGUUGUGUUAGUUUUAACAGCACAUACAACCUGAUUUCCCCCCUAAUCGAUAUCAGUGAUUUAUUGUUGUUGUUUUUGGUGUAAUCGUGUAACAUUUAGUAAUCAUAAUUAUUUAUGUAACCAACUGACAUUUUUUUUGUUUACUAAUAAUGUAGUAAAACAAGUUUAUAUUUCUGGUUGGAUGUUACAUCCUAUUCUUACUAUUUUAAUGUAUUUUCCUCAGAGUGAUCAUUAGUCUUUCAGUUUUUAUUGUUAUUCCUAAUGUUUGUUGUGGUGUAAAUAUUUAGUGUAGUUUUUAUUUUCAUCGUUUUUAUUUGUUUGUUUUUUCCUGUGAAGCGCAUUAAGUUGCAUCCAUGUCUGAAAUGUGCUGUAUAAAUAAAGCUUGAUUUCAACAUAUUGUAAAACAAAUUAACCCAACCACCGACCAAUUAACAGACUCUAUGUAAACCAAUGAUGAAAUAUGUGCAAAAGCAACACAAAUCUUGGUCCAUCUCAGUAUGAAAAACUGUAUCAAUUCAGUAUAUCUUCCACUAUGUCUAAAUAAUACACGGUAUGCCAGUUUAGUAUCUCUUUUCAACUAAUCCAGUACAUUCUUGUUGAACAUUUAGAAAUUGUAGUGUAAUAUAGAAAUACUCAUCAACUGGAUGAGUCACCAUUUAGUUUGGAAAUGAUACAACCAUUAUGUAACGUAAACUCACUCACUUUUGUACAUCCUCUUGGUCCGCACAAUUGACCUUAUUUUAGCACCAAAAAAACGUAAUACUUCCAGAUCAACUGUAAUAUGAAUACUACUGUAAAGCGGAACUUCUUCCCUUUACAACAAAAUCAAAGAGGAGAUCUCGACGCUGCCUGUUUUUGCAUGAUUUACGUAAGUGAUGGAGCUUCGCCGGGCCUUUUUUUUAAAUGGCAGGUUGGGAGCGAAGGCUACGAAGUGAUCGUGAAAGGGGGAAAUAUGUUGUGUGAGGAAACAGGUUUUUUCACUCGAUAUGUCGAACUAAUCAACUUUAAAAUGUAAAUAAAACAAGAAAGAGUUUA